AUGCAUGCAAGGCUGCCGACAGCCUGGGUAGCUCCUGCCCCACUACGACUGGCGCAGGGCGUGGGCCAAUUGCGAUACAGCAGGCCUGGCCUGGUCGGGUUGCAAUGCGCUGGAAAUGCGCUACAAGGAGAACGCGCUCAGCGGCAGCCGCCACAGAAGUGGCUGGAAGCUGCAGUGGCAAAAGAUGAGAAAUCCACUAUGGCCGGGGCAGAUCAGCAGCAUGAUUUUGCCGCGCCAGCCAAAUUUGACAACGACCUCAGCGGCCUCGACGAUACCCAGUGGCCGCUCCUUACCUGCCCCAAGGCCACACCUCUCUCCGCAAUGUCGCGCCAUCACCCCGAUCUCGUCAUGUGCCGCAAGCAGCCGGGCAUCGCCGUCGGCCGGGUCUGCGACAAAUGCGACGGCAAAUGCCCCGUGUGCGACUCGUACGUGCGGCCGACGACGCUUGUGCGCAUCUGCGACGAGUGCAGCUUUGGCAACUACAUGAACAAGUGCGUGGUGUGCGGCGGCGAGGGCAUCUCGGAUGCCUUUUACUGCUUUGAGUGCACGCGCCUCGAAAAGGACCGCGACGGCUGCCCGAAGAUCAUCAACCUCGGUAGUUCCAGGACAGAUGUAUGUGCCCCCCCCCCCCCACCAACCCUCUCGCUGGUCACCUUGGACCUCGUGCAUUCCCGGGUUAUGUGCUCUGCUAACACAAGCGCACAGCUCUUCUACCAAAAGAAAACAAAUCGAUCACAAUACUAG
Messenger RNA from Sporothrix schenckii 1099-18, 744 nucleotides. Its product is annotated as U2 snRNP complex subunit RDS3. Lineage: Eukaryota; Fungi; Ascomycota; Sordariomycetes; Ophiostomatales; Ophiostomataceae. The coding region runs from base 1 to 744 and encodes 247 amino acids. Gene Ontology annotation, cellular component: U2 snRNP; catalytic step 2 spliceosome; precatalytic spliceosome. Gene Ontology annotation, biological process: mRNA splicing, via spliceosome. The record is from RefSeq and is a predicted model, not a curated record. The transcript is spliced from 2 exons.